CACGUGCCGCUUCACCUGUCACAAGACUGUCAUAUGAUUAUGACAUUUGGGUGGUGUGGUUAGUUUAAUGUCAUAUGACUUCAAAUUUCCAAAACUCUGAAAAUUAGACCGAAAAAUGAUCGUUCCGUUAAUUUGUGUCGCAUUUCUGGGCGCCUCAGUUUCCGCAAAUGGUGAACUGACGAUUCUUCACCACCCUCCAAGUCUGCUCUUCAAGGGACACGACCACGUCAAAGAGAGCAUUUUGAAGGAGGUGUAUUCGAGUGCUUUGGGUUUCUCGACUGAGCAGUACUCGAACUGGGAUGGUUUGUACAUUGAGGACCCCUUUAAUUUGGCCAAGGCUGUGGUGACCGUCAGCGUUGACGGCACUUCGGACAUUGGCAACGGCAAAGGGCACAAUUUCCCGCUUAAAACGAACGUUGACGAAUUUGAUGUUUUCUCAGCUUUGGAAAGGCGGGUUUUGCAAAGGUAUCCCGAAACUGAGGGUCAUUUGGUGCGAAUUAGCGCUGGUGAUAGUUUGCAUCAGCUCCACAAGCAUAAAGUUUUCAGAAAUCUUAAACUCGACAAGUCGAAGAAAGUCCUAAACUAUCUCAAAGCUAGCGUGGAGGAAGACCAAGCGUUUUUGAACGAAAUUACAGUCUUGAACAGCAUUGCAGACGAGAUUCAAAACUCAGGCUUACACUUGGAUGGCACUCCCGAUGUCUUUUGGUUCAAAAUCGAAAGUCUGCACCCUUUGAUCGACUUGUACGGCGAGAAUUCGACCAAAGUUAAAGAAGCCAAACAGCUAUUAAAUGAUGCAAUCCUUCACUUGAAUUCUGUUUUCACCAAAGUCUACAAGGACAAGGUUUUGGUCAGUGUCAUAACAAGCGAUGCUGUGCACACCAGACGUGCUAGAAACAUUUUGCAAGAAAAGAAACCUGAACCCAAGGACACACAAGAGACCAAAGUGAACCCUGCCAAGUUUUACAGCAAGGAUUAUCCAGUUAUUUUUAAUAUUAUUCUGUGGUUUGGGGUCGCAAUGACGUUUACUCUACUUGCUAUUUGCAUUGCAAUUGCUCAAAUGGAUCCUGGACGGGACUCCAUUAUUUACAGGAUGACGAGCACUCGUCUCAAGAAGGAUAAUUAAGUGGGAACGUUGAGUUCGGAUAGUAUUAUUGUGUGUAUAUUCCUGUUAAAUUUUCUGUAAAAUACCAUUCUAGAUGUGUAAAUUAGUGUAACUUAUGUAAUACUGUGAUCACAGCUUCCUUGAUUAAAGAAGGGACUUUCCCUUCACACGGCUGGUCGCAUUGAACAAAAAAAGUGUUUCUAACAGCUUACUUUAUUGUAGCGCCAUCUCUUAGCUCCUUCUGAAACUUUCCGUCUUACCAUGGUUACCAAAUAAAUAUUUAAAUUCAAUCAA
This is a messenger RNA of Tribolium castaneum (red flour beetle), 1396 nucleotides long. RefSeq names its product ATPase H+ transporting accessory protein 2 (gene ATP6AP2). Lineage: Eukaryota; Metazoa; Arthropoda; Insecta; Coleoptera; Tenebrionidae. Bases 116 to 1123 code for a protein of 335 amino acids. Gene Ontology annotation, cellular component: membrane; external side of plasma membrane. Gene Ontology annotation, biological process: positive regulation of Wnt signaling pathway. The record is from RefSeq and is a predicted model, not a curated record. Gene Ontology annotation, molecular function: signaling receptor activity. The transcript is spliced from 5 exons.